GAUUUUGUGAGGGAUUCCAGCUGCAUGCCAGCAGGUCAAUCAAGGGCAAUUCCGUCGAAUCCAACGAGUGCUUUUCAUUAGAUCGCCAUGCUCUCCUUCGCGUUCUCGAUAUCAACGAGGCUUCCGAUUUUACGAACAGGUCGCCUUCCUUUUCGUAGUAUCACUCUCCUUAGAAGGCCACAAAAGCAUACCGUUACACGUGUAACAUCGCAGCAGAACGAUAGAAUACGGCUGCAGAGUCAACUAGGGCAGGGGAAUCCCAUUCCGCGUCCAUGGCCCAGGGAACAUCGACAGCAGCAAGCGCAGCAACAUCGGUCACAGUCACAGAAUCAUCUCACCUUCCCUAGCACACCCCAGGAUCAGCAACGGCAGCAGCAGCUGUUCCUACAGCCACUGCUGCCGUUUCUUGUAGCACCUUCUAGGCUACCUACAGUUCAAGUUCGUGCAGCUUCGCAGCUUGUUGUAGCCGCUGCAGGGAGGCUCGGGCAGCCCAAGAAAAAGAAAAAAGGCAAGGUGGUGUUCGUGUGCAAUGAGUGCGGAAACGAUCACCCGCAGUGGUGGGGCCAAUGCAACGCUUGUGGCGCGAUGGGCAGCUUGAAAAGGUUCACAGAGACCGACGAUGAGCCGGGGUCCGGAAGUGGAGGUGGGGGAGCUGCAAUCCGGGCAUUUCAAAGAUCCCGGGAAAAAACCAGCAGCCAGGGGAAAAGCGAUGAUUUGAACAGGGGAAGAGCAGAGGAGGCGAGGAGCAGUGGUAGGAGUGGGGUGAAGAGCCCUGGUGGCAGUAGCAGUACCGGUUCUCGGCAGUCCUCUGUUGCUGUUGGUGUUAAUUCACAUGGGGUGGAUGGCACAGCAGAGCAGGAGGAGGAAGAGGAGGAUGGGGAGGACGGGGGGGAUUCGGAGGAUGAUGUUGAACAGUACAGCACGGGCGGGAGGUCAAGGAAAAGUAACUUUGGCGGCUGGGUUGAUAGCAAUAGUUAUGGCAGGUUUGGGAAUGCGGGUAGAGGCAGCGGCAGUAGCAGCCUGCGCAGGGCACGGGCACGGCCGCUGAAUGAUGUCAUCGAAUCAGCUGGCGACAGCUGGAAAUUCCUUAUAAAGGGGCCGGAGGGAGAGGAGAUAUGCAGGGUGCUGGGCGGCGGGGUUGUGAUGGCAAGGGGCAGGAGGGAGAGGAGAUAUGCAGGGUGCUGGGCGGCAGGGUUGUGAUGGGUUCCCUGGUGCUUGUGUCUGGCAGUCCAGGUGCUGGGAAGAGCACACUCCUGCUUCAGCUGGCAGGUCUGUUGGCCGAGGAGGCAAGAGGCACGCGAAGUGAAGGAUCGCCGCCUGCUGUUCUUUAUGUGUCCGGGGAAGAGCGCGAGGAGCAGCUGGCCAGCAGGGCCAAGCGGCUGGGCAUUGCUGCUGACAACCUCUUCCUCUUUGCGGAGAACAACCUCGAGAGCAUCCUGGAGGAGAUAGCAGACCUUGAGCCACGGGGCGUGAUUGUGGACUCCAUACAGACCAUGUUCCUGCCAGGUGUCAACAGCACAUUGGGCAGCGUCAGCCAGGUGCGGGAGUGCACGCAAGUACUGCUGCUUGAAGCCAAGAACCGUGGCAUACCCAUCUUCAUUGUGGGCCAUGUGACUAAAGCGGGGGAUGUGGCAGGCCCCAGGGAUCUGAAGCACAUAGUGGAUGUGGUUAUGCACGUGGAGAGCGAUGGACAGCACAGCCACCGCAUCCUGAGCACCAGCAAGAACAGAUUCGGCUCCACUGAUGAGGUGGGCAUGUUCGACAUGGCGCAGCGGGGCAUGGUGGCCAUACCCAAUCCGAGCCUGGCGUUUCUCCCAUCAAGCCGCAUAAGAGGGAGUGCAGCGGUGGCGGUGGUGAUGCAUGGGACGAGACCGCUGCUGCUGGAAGUGCAGGCGCUGUGCGUGAAAGCCAUCCCCAACGUCCCCCCCACCAAGAUCGCCAAUGGAGUUGACUUGUAUCGCCUCACUAUCCUCACCAAAGUCAUGCGCCAUAUCGGCCUCUCCCUGGCCUAUCGGGACAUUCUGGUGAAUGUGGUGGGCGGCAUGCAGGUGAAGGAGCCUGCAGCCGACCUGGCCAUAGCAGUUGCCAUCGCCAGCAGCCUGUACGAGUGCCCAGUGCCGGCAGACGCGGCGUUCAUUGGGGAGAUCGGACUCCAGGGGGAGCUGCGAGGGGUGUCUCAGCUGGAUCGGCGGGUGAACGAGGUGGCAAAGCUGGGCUUUUCUCGCUGCAUUGUCCCCGCUAGUCAGUGGAAAGGGCAAGAAGCGCCCAGUGGGUGUGAGGUGGUGAAAUGCAAGGGAUUACGCGAUGUGUUGAUGGCCGUAGGAAUUCAAAGCACUGGGUAUGGAGGCAAAAGGAAGGGUAAGGAGGAAAUCGAAUAUGACGAAGAUGAGAAUUAGUGAAUGCAUCGCGAAGCUUGGUUUUUUUGCAUUGCUUUGUCCUCACUCGCUAAGCAGUGGAAAGGGAAAGCAGAGCCGAGCGGGUGAGGUGUUCAAUUGUGAAGAGCUGAGACAUGCAUUGAAUUCUGUAGGAUUUCCAAGCAAGGGCUACGGAGGCAGAAGGAAGGGUAAGGAAGUUGAGAAGGAUGGUUUGUUGUGAUUUCUUUAUGUUAUUGGAUCGUCUUUGUGCUAACUAGGUGAA
Molecule: messenger RNA, 2637 nt
Organism: Closterium sp. NIES-67
Lineage: Eukaryota; Viridiplantae; Streptophyta; Zygnematophyceae; Desmidiales; Closteriaceae
Source: the annotation of a GenBank genome assembly